This is a messenger RNA of Mus caroli (Ryukyu mouse), 3021 nucleotides long. NCBI's taxonomy places the organism in Eukaryota, Metazoa, Chordata, Mammalia, Rodentia, Muridae. The record is from RefSeq and is a predicted model, not a curated record.
CUUCAGGUGGACAUCCAGCUCGAGAUGGCAGUGCCUCAGCCUGGCCAAUAUGUUCUCGUGGUGGAAUAUGUCGGUGAGGAUUCACACCAGGAGAUGGGAGUGGCUGUGCACACCCCUCAGAGAGCCCCCCAGCAAGGGGUGCUCAACCUCCACCCCUGCCCAUACAGCUCCCUGUGCCGGAGUCCGGCUCGGGACACCCAGCAUCAUCUAGCCAUCUUCUACCUGGACUCUGAGGCUAGCAUCCGGCUCACAGCUGAGCAGGCUCACUUCUUCCUGCACAGCGUCACCCUGGUACCCGUGGAGGAGUUCAGUACUGAGUUUGUGGAGCCCCGGGUCUUCUGUGUGAGCAGUCAUGGAACUUUCAACCCCAGCAGUGCUGCCUGUCUAGCCUCCCGAUUCCCGAAGCCACCGCAGCCCAUCGUCCUCAAGGACUGCCAGGUCUUGCCGCUGCCUCCCGACCUGCCUCUGACUCAGUCUCAGGAGCUCUCACCAGGUGCACCCCCAGAGGGACCACAGCCUCGGCCACCAACUGCUGUGGAUCCUAAUGCAGAACCCACCUUGCUGCGCCACCCCCAGGACUACAUACUCAUUGUCCCUGAGGAUGUGUACAGCUCCAGUUACCUCCAAGAGGAGCCUUUGGACAAAUCCUAUGACUUCAUCAGCCACUGUGCCACCCAGGGCUACCACAUUAGUCCCAGCAGCUCAUCUCCGUUCUGCCGGAAUGCUGCCACCUCCUUGUCUCUCUUCUACAACAACGGGGCCCUCCCUUGUGGCUGCCAUGAGGUGGGUGCCAUGAGCCCCACAUGUGAACCCUUCGGGGGUCAGUGCCCCUGCCGGGGCCACGUCAUUGGCCGUGACUGCUCCCGCUGCGCCACCGGAUACUGGGGCUUCCCCAACUGCAGGCCCUGUGACUGUGGAGCCCGCCUGUGUGACGAGCUCACGGGCCAGUGUAUCUGUCCACCACGCACUGUGCCCCCUGACUGCUUGGUCUGCCAGCCACAGAGCUUUGGUUGCCACCCCUUGGUGGGCUGUGAGGAGUGUAAUUGCUCAGGGCCCGGCGUCCAAGAGCUGACGGACCCCACCUGUGACAUGGACAGUGGCCAGUGCAGAUGCAGACCCAAUGUAGCUGGACGUCGCUGUGAUACCUGUGCCCCAGGCUUCUAUGGCUAUCCUAGCUGUCGCCCCUGUGACUGCCACGAGGCAGGCACCAUGGCUAGUGUGUGUGACCCCCUCACAGGCCAGUGCCAUUGCAAGGAGAACGUGCAGGGCUCAAGAUGUGACCAGUGUCGCGUGGGGACCUUCUCCUUGGAUGCUGCUAACCCCAAGGGCUGUACCCGCUGCUUCUGUUUCGGGGCCACAGAGCGCUGUGGGAACUCUAACCUCGCCCGCCAUGAGUUCGUGGACAUGGAGGGCUGGGUGCUGUUGAGCAGUGACCGGCAGGUGGUACCCCACGAGCAUCGGCCUGAGAUAGAGCUGCUGCACGCAGAUCUGCGCUCUGUGGCUGACACUUUCUCAGAGCUGUACUGGCAGGCUCCGCCCUCCUACCUGGGAGACAGGGUGUCAUCCUACGGUGGGACCCUCCACUAUGAGCUGCACUCAGAGACCCAGCGAGGUGAUAUCUUCAUUCCCUACGAGAGCCGGCCGGAUAUCGUGCUGCAGGGGAACUUCCGGCACUUGGAGACUCACAACCCCGUGUCCCGAGAAGAACUCAUGAUGGUGCUGGCCGGCCUGGAGCAGCUGCAGAUCCGUGCUCUCUUCUCGCAGACCUCUUCCAGUGUCUCCUUGCGUAGAGUGGUACUGGAGGUGGCUAGUGAGGCUGGCAGGGGGCCUCCAGCCAGCAAUGUGGAACUGUGUAUGUGCCCUGCCAACUACCGUGGGGACUCGUGCCAGGAAUGUGCCCCUGGCUAUUACCGGGACACCAAGGGUCUCUUCCUAGGCCGAUGUGUCCCCUGUCAGUGCCAUGGCCAUUCAGAUCGCUGCCUUCCUGGCUCUGGCAUUUGUGUGGGCUGCCAGCACAACACAGAAGGGGACCAAUGUGAGCGCUGCAGGCCUGGCUUCGUCAGCAGUGAUCCCAGUAACCCAGCAUCCCCCUGUGUGAGCUGCCCUUGCCCCUUGGCAGUGCCCUCCAAUAAUUUUGCAGACGGUUGUGUCUUAAGAAAUGGCCGAACCCAGUGCCUCUGCAGGCCAGGCUAUGCCGGUGCCUCCUGCGAGCGGUGUGCACCUGGCUUUUUUGGGAACCCCCUGGUGCUGGGCAGCUCCUGUCAGCCCUGUGACUGCAGCGGUAAUGGAGACCCCAACAUGAUCUUCAGUGACUGCGACCCCCUAACGGGUGCCUGUCGAGGCUGCCUCCGUCACACCACUGGGCCCCACUGUGAACGCUGUGCCCCCGGCUUCUAUGGCAAUGCUUUGUUGCCAGGCAACUGCACCCCUGCCGAGGGCUCCGAGUGCCACCCUCAGAGCGGUCAGUGUCACUGCCAGCCAGGGACUACAGGACCCCAGUGCCUCGAGUGUGCCCCUGGCUACUGGGGCCUCCCGGAGAAGGGGUGCAGGCGCUGCCAGUGUCCCCGAGGCCACUGUGACCCACACACGGGCCGCUGCACCUGUCCNCCGGGGCUCAGCGGGGAACGCUGUGACACCUGCAGCCAGCAGCACCAGGUGCCUGUACCAGGCAAGCCUGGGGGCCAUGGCAUACACUGUGAAGUGUGUGACCACUGUGUGGUCCUGCUUUUGGAUGACCUCGAGCGGGCUGGUGCCCUCCUCCCCGCUAUCCGUGAGCAGCUGCAGGGUAUCAAUGCCAGCUCCACGGCCUGGGCCAGGCUACACAGGCUGAAUGCCUCCAUUGCUGACCUGCAGAGUAAACUCCGGAGCCCACNGGGACCCCGCUACCAGACAGCACAGCAGCUACAGACUCUAGAGCAGCAGAUUAUAAGCCUUCAACAGGAUACGGAGAGGCUGGGCAGUCAGGAUCUGGCACAGCCAAAGGAGUGGGGAAAAGUGAACUUUCUGCUUGAGGAAGGCUGA